CGCACCUCCUGUCUCACCCGCUCCGGUCUGCGUCAACAGCGGAUCCGCUGCUCACUCAGCCUGCGCUUCACUUUGUUUGUUUAUUUAUUUGUUAAUUUAUUAAUUAGUUUAUUUUCCGUGGGUUCGGAUCGGCUGCUGUCCACGUUCACGCAGACACUGGUAAAGCUGUGUUUUGCUGAGUCAUUCUAAACUGACCUGGUUUUCACGCUGACGAUUUUCUGACUGACUGUGGAACCUUCAGUGAUCCUGAAAACAGCUCCACCUGCUGCUGCACCAUGAUGUGUGUAUGAUGUCAGAGAGCCGCUGCGAUGGCGUGCAGCAGCCGUCAGACCAACGCCGAGACUCUGGAGGGCUUUCAUGAGGUGAACUUGGCCUCGCCCACCACACCUGACCUUCAGAAUCAAGCGGAGCAGCGCCCGCCUCCUCGCCACAGCGCCCCGCCCACCGCUCUGUACCGCACCCACUCUCUGGGAGCGCCCCCUCCUGGCCUCCGCACCUCACUGCGGGCGGACCAGCUGCCCACUCAGCCGGUUUACUCCACGCCCAGACACAGUCACAAUGGAAGCGUGCCGGGUCUGGAGUCCGAGUCCUCCGACGGCAACUUCCUGUCCGGGGAGGAAGUGGAGGAGUGCAGCGCUCUGAGCGACAGCCUGUCGAGGCUGAGGAGUCCGUCUGUGAUGGAGGUCAGAGAGAAGGGAUACGAGAGGCUCAAGGAGGAGCUGGCCAAGGCUCAGAGGGAUCUGCUGUUGAAGGAUGAGGAGUGUGAGAGAUUGUCUAAAGUCAGAGAUCAGCUCGGCCAGGAGCUGGAGGAACUCACCGCCAGUCUCUUCCAGGAAGCUCACAAAAUGGUGAGAGAAGCAAACGUCAAACAGGCGACGGCUGAAAAACAACUGAAAGAAGCUCUGGGCAAGAUCGAUGUCCUCCAGGCCGAGGUCCAGGCUCUGAAGACGCUGGUCCUGUCGUCACCGACGUCUCCUGUGGGUGAACUUCCUCCCGCUGGCGUGAAGACGGCGUUCAGGAAAGGUCACAGCAGAAACAAGAGCACGUCCUCUGCCAUCCUGGGGACACAACCCGACCCGUCUGCCACACAGCCCAUCGUCCGAGAGUGUAGAGAGGUGGACACUCAGCUGUUCACUGAGUUCAAGACGUGGAGGGAGGAGCCGACGCUGGAGCGCAGCUGCAGCUUCCUGGACAGAGUUUACCGCGAGGACAUUUACCCGUGUCUCACCUUCAACAAGAGCGAGCUGGGAUCGGCCAUCUUAGAAGCCGUGGAGCAGAACACGCUCAGUGUGGAGCCGGUGGGUUUUCAGCCACUUCCUGUGGUCAAAGCCUCGGCCGUGGAGUGCGGAGGACCAAAUGGACGCAGAGCCGAGCUCGUCACGAAAUGUGCGCUCAGCGGUCAGACCAAAACCUGUAAGCACAGAAUCAAGUUUGGAGACUCGUCCAAUUAUUACUAUGUUUCUCCUUACUGUCGAUACAGAAUCACAGCUGUGUGUAACUUCUUCACCUACAUUCGCUACAUUCACCAGGGACUGGUCAAACAACAGGACGCGGAGCAGAUGUUCUGGGAGGUGACGCAGCUCCGCAGGGAAAUGUCCGUCGCCAAACUGGGCUACUACAAAGACCAGCUGUGACGACAGCUUCACCUGCCAAUCACAGCGCUGCACCCGCCCACUCUCACCGGGUCGUGUCAGGAACGCCUCCCUCCCUCCCUCCCCUCCUGAGUGAGUGAGUGUGUGUGUGUGUGUGAGAGACAGAAGAAGACUUUCUUUUCAAG
Solea solea (common sole) is the source of this 1777-nucleotide messenger RNA. It is a transcript of the gene rab3ip, whose product is annotated as RAB3A interacting protein (rabin3). NCBI's taxonomy places the organism in Eukaryota, Metazoa, Chordata, Actinopteri, Pleuronectiformes, Soleidae. Gene Ontology annotation, cellular component: Golgi to plasma membrane transport vesicle. The coding region runs from base 309 to 1634 and encodes 441 amino acids. The record is from RefSeq and is a predicted model, not a curated record. The transcript is spliced from 14 exons. Gene Ontology annotation, biological process: exocytosis. Gene Ontology annotation, molecular function: guanyl-nucleotide exchange factor activity.